UUUAACGUUCCGUAAGUUUGCCAUACGCAGUCCGUAUAUUGACUUUGACUUUUAAUCUGCUACAUCAAACAUUUUUUCUAUUCUUAUCACGAGUCCAUCCGGAAUAUAGCGAUUUUCACAGUGCAUGUCAUAUCACAUCAGUUCUGUUGGCGGUUGCGAAUAGAAGAUACGCAAUUAUUAGUGACAACCGCGAGCUAUGUUGUACUUGCAGAUAAUUAUGCUUCGUUGGCGUGGUAAAAUCGCAGUCGUUACCGGCGCUGCAUCCGGCAUCGGCGAAGCAAUUACACGUGGUCUUCUGCAAAAUGGAGUGAACGUGGUUGCUCUGGAUAUCCAGAAAGAAAGAUUAGCAAAGCUCAAUGCGGAAUGUAAGCAGGAAGGUUCCCGAACCUUGGGCACGUUGUAUACUAUAUGCUGCGAUAUAAAUAGCGAGGACGACAUCAAAAAAGCAUUCUCAGAAGUCGAGACGUUAGGUGGUGUGGAUAUUAUGGUCAACAAUGCAGGCAUUAUUAAGCGUUCACGAAUAAUAGAUAGCAAGGGGAAGACAUAUGAAAAACUAUUAGAUACUAAUGUCCUUGCAGUCGCCGUGUGUACGAACAAAGCAGUGUCUUCGAUGCGCAAACGAAACGGUGAAGGACAUAUUUUUACUAUUACCAGGUAUUGUUAUAGGCACUUACUUGUUUGGUUUUUUCAGACCAUUAGUCCUGGUUCUGUAAAAACAAAUAUAUUUGAACAUUCGGAUGCAAUGAGAGACUUCUUCGAGAAAACAGGUGAAAUUCUUCAACCGUCAGACAUAGCGGAUGCAAUCAUUUACGCUCUUGGAACACGACCGGAAGUUCAGGUUACGCAUGUUACCAUUCAGCCCACCGGGGAGUCUCACCAUUGAGAAUCGCAAGACAGUAAUUGUCUUUGAAUUUUCGUUUAUUCCAAUUUUUAAUAUUAACACACAAAUGCUUUCUAAAAAUGUAAUGUCAGUUGAAACAUAUAGUAACAUCUGAAGAUCAAGUGUAACCAGUUGUAAACAGUAUUGUUUAAAAGAAUAAAUAAUUACUGAAAAGUUUCAUUAUUCAAUAA
Molecule: messenger RNA, 1071 nt
Organism: Wasmannia auropunctata (little fire ant)
Lineage: Eukaryota; Metazoa; Arthropoda; Insecta; Hymenoptera; Formicidae
Product: dehydrogenase/reductase SDR family member 11-like
Exons: 5
Coding region: 197-883 (228 amino acids)
Source: RefSeq, a predicted model, not a curated record